Melospiza georgiana is the source of this 1617-nucleotide messenger RNA. RefSeq names its product ess-2 splicing factor homolog (gene ESS2). The transcript has 10 exons. NCBI's taxonomy places the organism in Eukaryota, Metazoa, Chordata, Aves, Passeriformes, Passerellidae. Gene Ontology annotation, cellular component: catalytic step 2 spliceosome. The record is from RefSeq and is a predicted model, not a curated record. Bases 27 to 1472 code for a protein of 481 amino acids.
AGCAGGAGCGGAGCGGUUCCGACGCCAUGGAGGCGAUGCCGGUGCCCCCCGCCUCUCCCGCCGCUCUGGUGCCGGCUCCCGCCGCGGGCCCCGUCGCCGUGACGGGGAAGGAGGUGGUGUCGCCGGCCGCGAGGCACCAGAAGAAGAUCCUGGAUGAGGAGACCUACAUCGAGAGCUUGGAGAAAAUCAUCCAACGGGACUUUUUUCCUGAUGUGGAGAAGCUGCGAGCACAGAAGGACUAUCUGGAGGCUGAGGAGAAUGGAGACUUGGAGAAAAUGAGACAAAUUGCUAUCAAGUUUGGCUCUUCCUUGAACAAAUCGUCAAGGGACACACCUGCACCCUAUGUUACCCCAGCCACGUUUGAAACCCCAGAAGUGCAUCCAGGUGGCCUUCCAGUGGGAAAUAAAUCUAAAGCUGGCAUCAAGACUGCAGAGGAAGGAGAAGCAGAGAAGGAUGAUAAGGAUGCUCUUCCCAGCCUGGACACGUUCCUGGCCAAGCACACGAGUGAGGACAACGCCUCCUUUGAGCAGAUCAUGGAGGUGGCCAAGGAGAAGGAGAAGGUCAAGCACGCCUGGCUGUACAGUGCAGAGGAGGAGUACACCCGGCGACAAAAUGAAAACCUGGCACUUCCUUCAGCUGAGCAGCAAGCUCUGGAGAAUGUGAAAGCUGGGCUGGAUACCUGGGAAUACACAGCUCGAAACACCCUCAUGUAUUAUCCCACAGGUGUGCCUGAUGAGAGUGAAGUUUUUAAGAAGCCUAGGGAAGUUGUGCACCGAAACACACGUUUUGUGAAGGACCCUUUUAGCCAAGCUGUGAGCAAAUCACAGCUCCAACAAGCUGCAGCCCUCAAUGCUCAGUACAAACAGGGCAAAGUGGGACCUGAUGGGAAAGAACUGAUACCCCAAGAUUCUCCAAAAGUGAAUGGGUAUGGAUUUGUGGCUACCCCCUCUCCUGCCCCAGGUGUGAAUGAGUCACCUUUUAUGACAUGGGGUGAAAUUGAAAGCACCCCUUUACGUCUGGAAGGGUCAGAAAGACCUUACGUGGACAGAACUCCUGGCCCAGCUUUCAAGAUCCUGGAGCCCGGACGCCGUGAGAGGUUGGGACUGAAGAUGGCCAAUGAAGUGGCAGCUAAAAACCGAGCAAAGAAGCAGGAGGCACUUCGAAAAGUGACAGAAAACCUGGCCAGCCUUACUCCAAAAGGACUAAGCCCAGCAAUGUCACCAGCUUUGCAAAGACUUGUAAACAGGACUGCAAGUAAAUACACGGACAAAGCCCUGCGAGCCAGCUACACGCCCUCGCCAGCCCACACAGGAACUCCUGGGUACAAGACCCCAGCCAGUGGGCCUCAAACCCCCCAGAGCACCCCACAGUCUAGGACAGUAUCUCAGACACCAGUAUCUCAGGAUACCACAUCCAUCACGGACAAUUUGCUGCAGCUUCCCAAAAGAAGAAAGGCAUCUGAAUUCUUCUGAACAUUCCAAUCACCACCAAGGUGAUGGUGUUCUGGCUGUGCUCAGUGAGCUGUGGACUGGAUACUGGAAACUGGGAAAAUGGACAUCAUUUCUUAAAGAUAUAUUUCUGUUUUUAAGAGGGCUUGCAUUUAAAUUAAUUUCUGUA